AUGGCGCAAUCCGGGCUCUCAUCGACAUGGGGAUCAGGCAGUGGCGAUGGUGCCGCUGCUUCUGGUAGCCGUCGCAAGAAGGUAUAUGGAUAUCUCAAGGCGGCAAAUGAACUGCGCCAAGCUUACACCUCUCAGUGGGCCGGUCAGAGGAAUGAACAUGACGAAGAUUACUACAAUACCCCUGGCGCCUUUCCAGAUGUUGAAAUCGCACGUUCAGGCGAUGAAGAAAUGGUUCUAUUCCCGAGCUAUGCUAGGAAACUGGCAGGGCCAAAGAAGACAGACGCCAGCCCCCGCCCUCGACGCGAUUCAUGGUCCGAGACCAUCGACGAAUAUCGAGGUGCGGCUGCAGAAGCUGAGAAUGAUGAUAAAUAUGUGCCUGCUUGGGACGAAACAGAGACUCCGGAUUCGGUUGUGGCCGUCGAUGUGCGUGGCUGGAUCUACGCUCCUGGUCGGGGCCCAAUGAGCCGAAAGCAUAGGUUGAUGAUUGCUCUGGCCAGAAAACUGAGUGGAAUUGCUGCACCGACAGGAUCUUCGAACGAUGAAAUUGUUGAUAAGAUCCCGGGCAAGGGCGAUGAUGAAUAUGUCGACAAGGAAAUGCAGUCGCUCGUUGAAUCGGCCGUUGAGGACGCAGACCCGGCCUGGAAGAGCUCGAGUGUGGACCGAACCCAACAGCCCACAGCACCGCUCAGCAAAGAUGAGUUGUCUAUGGCAAAUGCCCACCUCAUGGAAAGACUUCGUCCAUUCCUGACGAAUCCGGUUGCGAGCAUGCCGGUCACUGUGUUCUUCUUUGAUGAAAAUGAGAGCAAAUCCCGGAAUAUCACGACAGAUGAAUCAGGUCAUUUUAGCCUUCGCGCUGCACUGCCCUUUGUGCCCACCCAUAUUCGUGUGUUAGCAUCCGAGGACCUGUCUGCUGCCAGACCGAUUGAAAUCAUCGACCCUGUUGGAAUCAGUUUGAUCAGUGACAUCGACGAUACAGUGAAGCACUCUGCCAUCGCUAGCGGGGCCAAAGAAAUGUUCCGAAACACAUUCAUCCGUGAACUGGAUGAGCUUACCAUUGAAGGAGUAAGCGAUUGGUACGGAAAGAUGGCUAAGCAAGGUGUGCAAAUCCACUAUGUAUCAAAUGCGCCUUGGCAGCUCUACCCCCUCCUCGAACGGUAUUUCAAGAAGGUGGGUUUGCCUCCGGGAUCGUUCCAUCUCAAGCAGUACUCGGGCAUGCUGCAAGGAAUCUUUGAGCCCACAGCAGAGAGAAAGCGAGGCUCGCUAGAACAAAUCUUGCGUGAUUUCCCCGAACGCAAGUUUAUCUUGGUCGGUGACAGCGGUGAAGCCGAUCUGGAAGUAUACACAGAGAUCGUCCUCGCAAACCCUGGCCGGAUCCUGGGAAUCUUCAUUCGCGAUGUCACAACCGUGGAGACUAAGCCAUUCUUCGACAAAUCCGUCAGCCAAUUCAGUCCGUCCAAACGCAGUCGAAGUUCACCGGAUGUAAAAGACUCUUCAGAUGCAGUUAUGAACAGGCCUGUAUUGCCCCCUAGAAGUGGCACUAGUGUUGAACCGUCAAUACGCUCACCGCCAAUGCACUCGGAGCCUGAUCCAAAAGAUCUGGAGCUGGAGGAUUUGAUUGAUCUUACAGAUCUCAUUAUUGACGAUAAGCCGCCUCCGUCCGGGCUUACCCACCCUACCACUGCACGCCCACCACCGGUGAAGCCGAUUAAACCAUCUGCACUGCGCAUGGUUUCCACGCCGGCUGACCUAGCCAAGGCCUCCAAACCAUCCUCGCUGCGCCAGGUCGCCACACCCUCCGAUGCGACAGAGACUGAUUCCAAACCACCUGCACAGGAAGCUCCUAAGCGCAAGCCAGUUCCCCCUGUCCCACCUAAGCGCGCAUCUGCGCCGAAGACGGAGGCAGAUCCAUCACCAGGAAUCUCCCGAAGUAGCACUGCACCAUCAGGGAACGACAUCCCUUCUUCGUGGCUCAAAGGUCUUGACAGCGGGUCUACAACUACGCAAAAUCAGACGCAAGCUGCUCGCGCUAAACCGCCACCACCUCGCCCACCUCCUCGUCGCACAAACACCGGAUCAUCAAUCGUCAGUGUAGACCAGAGUGCAUCGACUCUACAGAGUGCAUCGACUACUCCCGUUCCAUCUACAGGCGGCAUCCAGUCAUACCCCGCCGCAGCCGCCCAGGCCGCGUACCAAGGAUUCCAGUAUGCAAGCGACCGACUCAACUUCUCCGGCUCACAGGCUAGUGGAAAGCGACCGUCUGUAUCCAACGAGUCAGGCGUACCGCCCGCACCACUCCCCAACAAACGUGAAGAGCUCUGGAGGCGUCGCUGGGAGCGCGCAGCCGAUGUCCUUGAACAGCAUGGCGUUGUGCUGGGUAGCUGGCGAGUUGGAAGUGAUGCACAGCCUGUCUGUGCGUGGUUGAUCGAAGAGGCGGUCAAAGAUAUGAAAGCCGGUCGGAAGUAG
Molecule: messenger RNA, 2463 nt
Organism: Penicillium soppii
Lineage: Eukaryota; Fungi; Ascomycota; Eurotiomycetes; Eurotiales; Aspergillaceae
Product: phosphatidate phosphatase App1 family protein
Exons: 1
Coding region: 1-2463 (820 amino acids)
Cellular component (GO): actin cortical patch
Molecular function (GO): phosphatidate phosphatase activity
Source: RefSeq, a predicted model, not a curated record